Molecule: messenger RNA, 2261 nt
Organism: Patiria miniata (bat star)
Lineage: Eukaryota; Metazoa; Echinodermata; Asteroidea; Valvatida; Asterinidae
Product: tRNA (uracil-5-)-methyltransferase homolog A-like
Exons: 7
Coding region: 4-348 (114 amino acids)
Source: RefSeq, a predicted model, not a curated record
GAGAUGUCUUCCUGGCUGAAGCAACAAAGGAAGAGCCACAGUGGGAUGGCAUGUGAGUUGGAGCCAAUUAAGCCAUCGCCAGUAUUAGAGAGUUAUCGCAACAAGUGUGAGUUUACCAUCGGCAAGAGUGUAGAUGGCAUCGAUAACACUGUUGGUUUCCGGCUUGGCGCUUACAAAGGUCUUGACCCACAAGAUAACCAUUCCACCAGCACCUCUGACGUACCGGUGACUGGCGAUGCCAUAAGGGAUCCUUAUCACUCUCUGAAACAACAGCUUUUUACCUCAGAGAUCUUCAAGAUUGAGAUCCAAAACCUCCCAAGACACUUUGGAUUUGCGGUUCCCAUCUGAAGUCCAUCCAGAUGAUCCUUAAUAAGACAGCAGACGGUACAGGCAUCAACUCCAACACCCUAGCCUUACAGAUGAAGGGCCAUCCUGAGCUGAGGGACUAGCUUCAUGUCGUCACCUCUUGGGGGCCUUUGCCUGUCUACCCUGGGGUGGUCAACUCAGAAUUACCUGGAUCUCAAGACAUCUAUCAGCAGGCAUCUUCUCAACAUGCAUCUCGACCCCAAAUGGCAAGCUCAACUGAACCAAUACAUGGUGUCCAAAUUUGUGCCGGUUACACUGGAUCAGUACAAAGGAUUGUUAAAAAAUAAACAAACAAAUGUUCCAAUAAACCAAAAAGGGAAACCGACGAUUAGUGCAUUAUGAAAUAUAUUGCAUUAUUAUAAUAUAACAAUUGUAACAAAAUAACAAGACAGUGUUAUAUUUAAAAAAAUUAUGAUUAAUUCAUUGUUGAAAUCAGUACUCUUAAAAUGGAACUUGUCAUGAUGCAAUUUUGUGCUCUAAAUUAAUAAUGCAAUAUACAUAUUUUAUUAUGUAAACAUGUUUUUUUAUAUAUAUUUUACUGAAACCACAGAGACUAGUUGUCAAUGUACAAGCUAUUGUCACAUCUUACUGUGUGCAAUGAGUUCGUUAGCAGGGCUCAAAUUUUGUGUGAAAAUUUUGUGGACAACAGUACCUGAAAGUAUUGUUUACUGGACCAAUGUACAUUCACAGAUAAAAUUGAAACACUGUUAACUCAAAGCCAUGUGCAUCAUUUGCAAUGACCUGGAGAAGCAUUGAUUUAAUGACAAAAACUCUGCUCAAAGUCAAGAUAGGAGUGGUACCAAAUACUCUUUGAAAAUAUUCCAGCUGAAAUUGUUUCGUGUGGAUGAAAACUGAGGUGGUGUUGAAAGAGGGUGUCCACGGCACAUUAUGCAUUAGCAAUGGAAUCCAGUUUCAAGACACCCCAAAAAAGUGAAUGUAUUUCCUCGGUUUUCUUAAAACGUAUACUAUCCAAUCAGCCUUCAACAGGUUAAAUGUCAUGCACCCUGCUUCAGACUUUUAGCAAUUUUGUUGCUUCAAACGAUAGUAAAGGCACAAGAAGCAAACAAUCAUAUGUACCUUUUAAGAAAGUUGCAGUCAUUAGGAUUAUACAAGAAGUGUAUUUCAUUGCUUCUGAUGGUAAAUGGGAAACAUCAAAUGUGAACAUUUUUAAUAGUCAAAUGACUCUUGCAUGUGUAGGAUUAGUCAUGAUCAUGAUAAUCUGAGACCAGAUUUGGACAGCACAUGCAAUCAUGAAAGGCAUGUAUUCAUCUGAGUGCAAUGUGUAAUUAGAAAACAUCAAGAUGAAUUUGUAUUCCCUUUGUUUUAAGUUGCCAAAUCUUCCAAAGAAUUUAUAUACAAUUUAGAAGUGUUUUUGUCAUUUCGUAUAACCUUCGCGAGUGAAAUACAUUGGAACAUCAAAACAAUGUGUGUUACAGUGAAGUGCAAAUUUGCCUUGUUGAGAUUAUUUAUGCAAAUGCGAUAAGGUUUUCUGUCAUGGAUGUUGGUAUGAACGUAGAUGAUGUGGAUAUGAUUCACCUACUUUAAUGUACAUGUAGUUGUGUUUGUCAUUUAUAAUACAUGUACACCAUAUAGUUAUUAAACUUAUCAGAAUUUUUGUGCUGUAAAUUUUGGAUUUUUGUGACUUGGUUUAAAUAUCAACAGUCACUUCUUUCAUAUUUCAAAAAACUAUAUUUCCAAUGGCAAAUUAUUAAAGUAGAUGCGGUGUUUGAAAUGAAUCAGACUUUCUAUUCUAUAAAUGUUCUAGUUUUCUGGCAACGUGAUGUUAGAAAUGAACUCUUUUGAACUUUUAAUAAAAUUGUAUUUUCAAUGGCAAAUUUUAUAUUAAAUACAUGUACAUGUAGAUCUGAGCCAAUUUACUUGUUUCAGUCAAAUUA